AUGGGGGUUCGAUUUUGUACAGACGGCAAUUUAAUUUUAAUUGUGAUUGAGGAUUCCAAAGAAGAAAUUAGGUUGAAGCAGAAGAAGCAGCAGAAGCAGAAGGAGCAGCAGAAAAAAGAGAAAAAUAUAAAAGAAAGAAUAAAAGCAGCCAAGAAGAUCCAGGCCUGGUGGCGUGGCACCCUGGUACGCCAGACAUUGUUACAUGCAGCCCUCAGGGCCUGGAUCAUUCAGUGCUGGUGGAGACUGACAAUGGACAGGCUGCGGCAGAAGAAGCGGAGGGCAGCCCUAAUUUCCUACGCACACACAGAGAGGGCAGUGGUCAAGAUCCAGUCUUUGGUCCGUAUGUGGCGCAUCCACUGGCGAUACUGCCAGGUGCUCAAUGCCAUCUACAUCAUCCAGUACCACUGGCAAUGCCACAACUGCCAGACCUGUGCUCUUCUCCGGGGCCACUGUGUAGUCACAGCCAAUCACCUGCAGUUCCACAUUGAAAUCAUCAACCCCUAA
Molecule: messenger RNA, 504 nt
Organism: Physeter macrocephalus (sperm whale)
Lineage: Eukaryota; Metazoa; Chordata; Mammalia; Artiodactyla; Physeteridae
Gene: IQCF2
Product: IQ motif containing F2
Exons: 3
Coding region: 1-504 (167 amino acids)
Molecular function (GO): calmodulin binding
Source: RefSeq, a predicted model, not a curated record